Messenger RNA from Sphenostylis stenocarpa, 330 nucleotides. Lineage: Eukaryota; Viridiplantae; Streptophyta; Magnoliopsida; Fabales; Fabaceae. The record is from the annotation of a GenBank genome assembly.
AUGGGUUGUAGGAGUUUCUCAUUCAUUUUAACCCUUCUCAUUCUAACAUUUGCAUCCAUGAUCAUUGAUUCAAGGGUUGCAGAGGCACGCAUCCUGCCAAAAUCAGCCAUUCCAUUGCCUUCCAAAGUUGCUUUACCUAAUCUGCCAGUGCCAGUGCCACUACCACAAGUCCCAAACCUGCCUGUUCCUCUUCCUGAAGUGCCACUUGUUCCACUCCCAAAUGUUCCUCUUCCUGAAGUGCCACUUCCUAAUCUGCCAGUUCCUGCCGUGCCACUCCCUAACUUGCCAAUACCCAAGCUAACAGUUGAUGGCGUGAAAGUACUCCCAUGA